This is a messenger RNA of Aedes albopictus (Asian tiger mosquito), 1264 nucleotides long. RefSeq names its product caspase. Gene Ontology annotation, cellular component: cytoplasm. Gene Ontology annotation, biological process: apoptotic process; proteolysis; positive regulation of neuron apoptotic process. The transcript is spliced from 3 exons. The record is from RefSeq and is a predicted model, not a curated record. Bases 165 to 989 code for a protein of 274 amino acids. Lineage: Eukaryota; Metazoa; Arthropoda; Insecta; Diptera; Culicidae.
CUAACUAGAUAGCGAUGAAGUCAUUCAGAGUUGUUUCAUUCACAUUCAUGUCCGCACGAGUCUCACUCUUCACUUCAGUAGUGAUAUCCGCCGGAUAACCAUCUGAUAAGACUGAAACCGGAUCUACCUCUUUAGUUUAGUGAUUUUAUUGAGUUUUGCAGAUCAUGAAAAAGAUGUUCGGUCGAAAAGAAGUCAAUUCUCCGCCGCAGAUAAGCCCCACCGUGGCGCCAGCGUAUACUAUUGAACGCUAUUCCGCUUAUUAUCCAAUGAAUCAUAAGCACCGCGGCCAAGCAAUCAUAUUUGCACACUCGGUUUUCGCUGUGCCAAACGUGAAGUUACCAAACAGAGAUGGUAGUGAUGUGGAUUGUGACAUGCUGGUGGAAUCGCUUGAGCGCUUGCAUUUUGAAGUGACAUUGUACAAAGAUUACCGGCUAAGUGAUAUCCUUAGAGUGACGGAGAAAGUUUCCUCAAUGGACCAUUCCAACAGUGACUGCCUGCUGGUGGCUGUCUUAUCGCAUGGCGACGAAGGUGAAGUAAUCUACGCACAUGACACCCCCUAUCAGAUAUCGAGCAUUUGGACACAGUUCACCGGGGACCGAUGUCGGACGCUUGUAGGAAAACCAAAAAUAUUUAUCAUUCAAGCAUGUCGAGGAAACGAGUUGGAUUCCGGCGUUAAAGUCGAAAAGGAUGGCGUAGCCAGAUACAGUAUUCCAACGAAUGCCGAUUUUCUGUUCGCGUUCGCUACAAUUUCGGGCUUCAUGUCCUUCCGAAACACCAAAAAUGGUUCCUGGUUUAUUCGAGAGCUGUGCAACGAGCUGAACGAAAAUGGACAGCGACUUGAUAUGCUUACGUUGUUGACUUUUGUGGUUCAAAAAGUAGCCUACGGUUAUGAAUCAUAUGCUCCAGUCCAUCCAGAUCACCACAUGAAGAAGCAAACUCCCUGUGUGGUGUCCAUGUUAACCAGACUAUUGCUGUUCAAUAAUGUGUAACUUAUCAGAUGUAAAAAGUUUUUAAUUCUUCGCAUGACCAUGUAAGAUCUAAUAAUCGAUAACAGGAAAUCUAUCGUACAUUUAAAACUAUGUAUGAAUCGCUUUGAAUGUUGGUCGUCUAGUUUACAUUCCAAAGAUAAACGCAACAAUCAUCAGGAUUCUUAGUUUUAUAGCUCGCGUAGCGCUAACAACAUUAAACAUCAUUGUUUUAUUUAAUAUGAGUUUUAAAACUGUUAUUUUAAAAUUUCACCAAUAAAUUUUCGUACUAAAACAUC